AGAGAGAAUAGAAAGCGAGGCAGAAAGCACAAAAAGCCAAAGGAAGAACUGUCGCAGGCGGGUCAUCAGGAGGUCGUCGCGCGUGAAGCCGACUAUGAAACACAAGCCGUGCCUUCUUGGAUAGUAUCGGCUCCCGCCCAGUCUGAAGUCGGUCGAGACGCGCCAUUCAGGUGCGCUGAUUCAGAAGUCAAGGCGUAUUUCCGCACUGUCGACAUGCAGAUUUGCGAAUGGCAGGAGCAGAGUGGCGCCAUGUAA
This is a messenger RNA of Laetiporus sulphureus 93-53, 255 nucleotides long. RefSeq lists its product as uncharacterized. Lineage: Eukaryota; Fungi; Basidiomycota; Agaricomycetes; Polyporales; Laetiporaceae. The annotation marks the transcript as partial. The record is from RefSeq and is a predicted model, not a curated record. The transcript has a single exon.